AUGGACUACCAAAAUCGUGCAGGCUCCAAGUUCGGCGGCGGAGGUGUCGCAUCGUCGUCCGCGACCAAUGCCGACCGUCGCGAACGACUUCGCAAGCUCGCGCUCGAGACCAUCGACCUCGACAAGGACCCGUACUUCUUCAAGAACCACGUCGGGAGCUUCGAAUGCCGUCUCUGCUUGACAGUGCACCAGAACGAUGGCUCAUAUUUGGCACAUACGCAAGGAAGGAAGCAUCAGACCAAUCUCGCUCGCCGUGCUGCUAAGGAACAGAGGGAAGGCAAGAAGGACGAUUCUAUGCAACAAGGCUUGCUCGCGGGCGUACAGGUCAAGAAGAACGUCAUCAAGAUUGGGCGGCCGGGCUACAGAAUCACAAAGGUCCGCGAUCAAGUCACCCGCCAGAACGGGCUGUUGUUCCAGUUCCAAUUCCCAGACAUCACCCCAGGCAUAAUUCCCCGCGUGCGCUUCAUGAGUGCAUAUGAACAAAAGGUGGAGGACCCGGACCCCAAUUACCAGUACUUUAUCGUUGCCGGUGAGCCGUACGAGACCGUCGCAGUCAAGUUGCAAGCUCGUGAGGUCGACCGGCGAGAGGGCAAGUUCUGGACGUGGUUUGACGAGGACAAUAAAGAGUUCUGGUGUCAGCUUCUGUUCAAGACAGAACGAGAUGAGCGUUUCAGCGCCGUCCCUGGCCUCGCUCCUGGACGUAAAUGA
Paraphaeosphaeria sporulosa is the source of this 708-nucleotide messenger RNA. RefSeq lists its product as uncharacterized. The coding region runs from base 1 to 708 and encodes 235 amino acids. Gene Ontology annotation, cellular component: U2 snRNP; catalytic step 2 spliceosome; nucleus. Gene Ontology annotation, molecular function: nucleic acid binding; zinc ion binding. The record is from RefSeq and is a predicted model, not a curated record. NCBI's taxonomy places the organism in Eukaryota, Fungi, Ascomycota, Dothideomycetes, Pleosporales, Didymosphaeriaceae. Gene Ontology annotation, biological process: spliceosomal complex assembly. The transcript is spliced from 2 exons.